This is a messenger RNA of Guillardia theta CCMP2712, 1848 nucleotides long. RefSeq lists its product as hypothetical. The transcript is spliced from 20 exons. NCBI's taxonomy places the organism in Eukaryota, Cryptophyceae, Pyrenomonadales, Geminigeraceae. The record is from RefSeq and is a predicted model, not a curated record. The coding region runs from base 1 to 1848 and encodes 615 amino acids.
AUGGCAGAAGCAGAGGACACGAGGACAGGAGAAGAGAGGAAAGCAGGAGAGGAGAGGAGAUCAGCGAACAGAGGAGAAGCGAGGGGAAGGAGCGAGCCGAUCGGAGAAGAUCGGUGCAUUUACCCAGUUGUUGAAGAGAAGUCGGCCCAGAAAGAGCCGUCCGUGCAGGCAUCCUGUGGGUUCGUGGACAAGGAGGGAAACGUAGAGUCGAUCCCUGUCUUCACAUUCAUCGAGAACAAAGACAUCUCUCCCAUCUUUCCUGCACCUGCCCCGCAGAAUCUUGAAGAGCAACCGCCAUUGCAGGACCUCCAGCGAGAAGGGACCUGCCGACUCGGGGAGAUGCGGAGUUUAGCUCCAGUACCCUCCUCGACUAUCUAUGACCAGUCUCGGUCUCGGUCUCCGACCCAGCGGCCCAUCUCCUCUUACCCCGGGAUGCUGUCCAACUUCAACAACAGCAAGAUUCCUGACGGACGCUCCCUCCCUACCCCCCCGGGGGAACCGCAGCGAUGGCCACCGAACCUUGUUAUCAAUCAGCCUAGAGGUAAUCUUGACCUGGACCCGACCAGAGGCGGCAGCCAGCCGUCGAGUCAGCAAUCGAUGUUUGAAGAGCGAGACGAGCAGAGAAACAAUGGCUCGUACGCAUACAGUCGCUCCAACAGCUCUCCCGUUCCUCAGCGCCCGCGAGCGUACUCAGACUUGGAGUCUUCGGAAGUUGGCGGCGUCGACCCCCAGCUGGCAGCUGGUAUGGUGCCAACCUCAGAUGGAGAGAUGAUCCAAGCGGAGCCGAUAGAGAGGCUUGUAUGCAAGGAGAUCGACCCCGUUCACUUCUGCAUGCUCGUCUCCCAUCCUACGUCGGACGAGAUGGGAUGUUUGAUCACUUUGAAAGCCGCAUCAGGCAGCUCAGGGCUGGCGCUGGAUCACUCAGGACUUCAGUUGGCGUCCAAGAGUGGAUCUGAAGCCGCUACAAUCAUGAGCGCAAGGCAGUGUGCUCUGUUCCGUCGAGGCCUCGCGCUCGAGCUCGAGUUUGUGAACCAUCAAAUCUACAUGAAGAAUGUCCAGAUCCGCAGAUUUCAGAUUUUGAGGGAGGAUUUCUCUGUCCACAACGGCACGUUGAAGCCAGACGGCUCGUUGAACCGACCGGUUCUGUUGAGAAGAUACCGGCACAUUAUCAACGACAUGUACUCUCAUGAAGCAAGGUACCCUCACAAGUGGAUGGAGGACGAUGACAACUUUGACAACCACUACUACGUUAUCCUUGCUUCUGCAGCAGCAGCUCGUCCACUGACUAGCAGCUUCUUGCAGAAUUCGAAUAGACAGUCUCCUCUUAGCACUCCUUCAAAGAGCAGACAAGUGAACAACCGUUCGACAUCACCGUACCUGGAUCAUCGCUCGCAGGAGUUGUCACAGGUCCAGCAGCAGCUUCAGGAGCUUGACAUCCAGGUUGCCCGCCAUCUCCAGAUGUUAGAGCAGAGCGACUCUCGUCAGGCCUCUGACGUCAUGGGACGGACCCCUGAGCUCGAACAGGCCAGCUUCUCUACCGGCCUUCCUUCUCCUCGGUCGGGUCCUCUCGUCCCCCGCGGCUUUCGCUCGCGCUCGCCCUAUCGGAGGUCCAAGUCCCCGAGGGAGAGGCUACCAGAGAUGCCUGAUGGGAAUGAGAGCCACGCCACCUCUUCCCGCGGGAGAUACUCUCCUCGUUUCUCUGCCAACAACUUCUUCCCCUUUGAUAAGACUCCGUCAAGCUCCACAGCAGGCAGUGGCUUCAUGGGGCUGCCGCUGGGAGGAGCAAGCUUCUCAGUGCUAGAGAUGGUCCCCAGACCUUCUCACCGCCCCCCUGAUUUCUGUGUUUGA